Molecule: messenger RNA, 408 nt
Organism: Eutrema salsugineum
Lineage: Eukaryota; Viridiplantae; Streptophyta; Magnoliopsida; Brassicales; Brassicaceae
Exons: 2
Coding region: 1-408 (135 amino acids)
Source: RefSeq, a predicted model, not a curated record
AUGAUUCACAAGAAAAGAUUUUUGACGGCUGUUCGGGAUUUUCCAGCGGGUUGUGGUGUUUUUCCAGGACAGAUAUCCAAUGCUCUGAUGCAAUGCAAGUUUAAGGUGUUAAAGAUCAUCAAGAGAAGAGAACUGGUGAAGGAUUACUCAAAUGAUGUUGUUAAAGACGAACCAGUUCUUGAAUCAUCUAAUGAAGGUGUCAGAGAUCAUCUAGAGAAGGAAAAUCUUGAAUGCUCAACAACUGUGAGAAAGACGAGCAGUGAAAAGAAGAGAAGAUUGUGUUUACAUAAGUCAACCAUGGAAGGUGAGUCAGAUGUCGUGAAUACCUUAAAGAGAGUUAUUGUUUCGGGACUCGCUGCUAAUAUGUGGAAACAGAGGAACCACGUUUCAAGACAGAUGAAAGACUGA